Molecule: messenger RNA, 1560 nt
Organism: Cephus cinctus (wheat stem sawfly)
Lineage: Eukaryota; Metazoa; Arthropoda; Insecta; Hymenoptera; Cephidae
Gene: pyd3
Product: beta-ureidopropionase
Exons: 5
Coding region: 285-1421 (378 amino acids)
Molecular function (GO): beta-ureidopropionase activity
Source: RefSeq, a predicted model, not a curated record
UAAAUAUUAAUGAAGACAUCUUCAAAGACACUUCUAACUAUAGAAAAAGCGCGACAGAUCAACCAUUGAACAUAUGCGCUAGAGAUAGGCACUUCUGUUCUUCAAAAUUCAUCUAAACGUAUAAAUGUCUUCUCCGAGUCACAUAUGAAUAUCUAGUUUGUUUCCUAUCUGUUUUUUCUUCAUACACAUUGUUUAAGCUGCUUCAGCAACAAGUGCAUGUCAAUUGAUCAGUAGGCCUGAGUAGUUCACUGGCUUUUUAAGAGUAGCUUCAUUGAAUAAGAACGAUGAAUAACACAACUUUGGAAGAGAUAUUGGACAAGCACUUGCCUGAACCCGAAUUGCGUGAAGUCAAAAGAAUUUUGUUUGGGCGCGAAUUGGAGCCUUUGAAAUUGCCUGCAUGGGAAAGCGAUAAAAAAUUUGAAGUUCAGGGAUGGAAGCUGGGUGGUGCUCUGGCAGAGCAACUUCGUCCACCCCGGAUUAUUCGUGUCGGUCUAAUACAAAAUGCAAUUGUAUUACCCACAACUGAACCAGUGGCUGAUCAAAGGGACGCCAUACAUAAAAAAAUAAUUGGAUACAUAGAGCAUGCUGCAGCGUGUGGAGUCAAUAUAGUCUGCAUGCAAGAAGCAUGGCCAAUGCCGUUUGUCUUUUGUACACGAGAGAAGCAUCCGUGGUGCGAAUUUGCUGAGGAUGCUGAGCACGGUCCAACGACAACUUUACUCUCAGAUAUUGCAGAACGGCACAAUAUGGUCAUUAUUUCUUCUAUCUUGGAGAGAGACAGUAAUAAUGGCGAUACUUUAUGGAAUACUUCCGUUGUUAUUGGUGCGGAUGGUAAAAUCAUUGGAAAACACAGAAAGAAUCAUAUACCGCGAGUUGCGGACUUUAAUGAAUCUACAUAUUACAUGGAGGGCAACACAGGCCAUCCUGUAUUUGAAACACGUUAUGGACGGAUUGCAAUAAAUAUUUGUUAUGGACGUCAUCAUCCUCAAAAUUGGAUGAUGUUUGGUGUAAAUGGAGCAGAGAUUGUAUUCAACCCGUCUGCUACUGUUGGUGAAUUAUCUGAACCAUUAUGGCCGAUUGAAGCAAGAUGUGCAGCCAUAGCUAAUAACUAUUUCACAUGCGCUAUUAAUCGAGUGGGAACUGAAAUUUUUCCCAACGCAUUUACUUCUGGAGACGGUCGUUCGAUGCAUAAUAAUUUUGGAGAAUUUUAUGGUUCUAGUUAUGUCGCUGCUCCGGAUGGCAUACGAACUCCUGGAUUAAGUCGAAAUCGUGAUGGGCUUUUGGUUGCUGAGUUGGAUUUAAAUUUAUGUCGACAAGCCAAAGACAAUUGGGGAUUUAGGAUGACUCAAAGACUGGACAUGUAUGCGAAAGAACUUGCCGAAGCUGUCAAACCGGAUUUCAAACCACAAAUUAUAAGGGAAUAAUCUAUGAGACUUUAUGAAAUAAAUACCCCUUUAAUAGAUAUCAUAUUCCGGUCAGGUAAUCAAAAUAAUUAAUGUAUACACUCGGUACAAUAAAUUUUUUUUAAUAAAAAUGUAUACAUAUAUAUAUUACUAAAAUCGU